Pollicipes pollicipes is the source of this 566-nucleotide messenger RNA. RefSeq names its product cuticle protein CP14.6-like. Bases 86 to 412 code for a protein of 108 amino acids. Gene Ontology annotation, cellular component: chitin-based extracellular matrix. Gene Ontology annotation, molecular function: structural constituent of chitin-based larval cuticle. The record is from RefSeq and is a predicted model, not a curated record. The transcript is spliced from 3 exons. NCBI's taxonomy places the organism in Eukaryota, Metazoa, Arthropoda, Thecostraca, Pollicipedomorpha, Pollicipedidae.
CCAGUCCGCCCGCGUCGUAUAUAAAGGCGCGCGUCGCCGGGGAAGGCACAGUUCCCUGCACCUCUGAGAACGUGCCAUCCACACGAUGAAGCUGCUGAUUGUCUGCGCCCUGGUGGCCGUGGCCGCCGCCGCGAAGCUGGAGGGCCUCGAGAAGGAGCCGAUCGCCAUCGUCCGCAUGGACAGCACCAGCGACGAGGACGGCUCGUUCCAGUACUCCUUUGAGACGGCCAACAAAAUCCAGACCGAGGUCCAGGGCCAGCUGAAGCAGAUUGGCGAGGAGUUCGGCACCACCAUGCAGGGCAGCUACAGCUUCGUCACCCCCGAGGGCCAGACCGUGCAGAUCUCGUGGGUGGCCGACGAGAACGGCUUCCAGCCGGUCGGUGACGCCAUCCCCGUCGCGCCCCAGGCCUAGGUGCCGCCUCCCACCAUCGACCGUCGCCUCCCACUGACCGUCCGCCAUGCCGGGUCCCCGUCGGCUGUCGGGCGUCCCACCGUCAUCCCCAGCGGCCUGCCGCCGCCCUCUCAUGUUGAACGUCAUUUUCUCGAAUACACACGCCCGAUGAGUC